This is a messenger RNA of Lacerta agilis (Sand lizard), 1581 nucleotides long. It is a transcript of the gene ESRRA, whose product is annotated as estrogen related receptor alpha. Gene Ontology annotation, molecular function: nuclear steroid receptor activity; DNA-binding transcription factor activity; zinc ion binding. The transcript is spliced from 6 exons. Lineage: Eukaryota; Metazoa; Chordata; Lepidosauria; Squamata; Lacertidae. Gene Ontology annotation, cellular component: nucleus. Bases 1 to 1263 code for a protein of 420 amino acids. The record is from RefSeq and is a predicted model, not a curated record. Gene Ontology annotation, biological process: regulation of DNA-templated transcription.
AUGUCAUCCCGGGAACGCCGGGCAGAGUUUUUCAUCAAAACGGAGCCGGCCUCCCCAGACAGCCUCGCCCAGCACAGCCCCAGUGGGUCUUCUGACACCAGCGCCAGCGGAGCCCCACAAGAGCUUGAGACUGCUGGGGUGCUGCCUGCCGGGACGGGGGCCUCCCGGCGACGCCAUGAUGACGACCCAGACGAGCCCCCGGGGCGGGGGAAGUAUAUGCUGAGUGCCAUGCCCAAGCGGCUGUGCUUGGUGUGCGGGGACGUUGCCUCAGGGUACCACUAUGGCGUGGCCUCCUGCGAGGCCUGCAAGGCGUUCUUCAAGAGGACUAUCCAAGGCAGCAUUGAGUAUAGCUGUCCGGCCACCAACGAAUGCGAGAUCACGAAGCGGCGCCGGAAAGCCUGCCAGGCCUGCCGUUUCACCAAGUGCCUGCGUGUGGGCAUGCUGAAGGAAGGGGUACGUCUCGACCGGGUGCGAGGAGGGCGUCAGAAGUACAAGCGCCGGCCUGAGGUGGAGGGUGCCACUUACCCCAGUGCAUUCGUCACCCCACAGAUUGCUACGGCGACCACCAAGAAACCAGCUCCAAUGAACACAAUGGUGUCGCACUUGCUGGUGGCGGAGCCUGAGAAGCUGUACGCCAUGCCCGACCCUGCACUUCCUGACAGUCCCGCCAAAGCAGCGAGCACUUUGUGCGAUCUGGCUGACCGGGAGAUCGUGGUCAUCAUCGGCUGGGCCAAAAACAUACCAGGUUUUCCGGCGCUGUCCUUGGCGGACCAAAUGUCUGUACUGCAGAGCGUGUGGCUGGAGGUCUUGCUGCUGGGGGUGGCCUGGCGUUCGUUGCCCUGCGAGGACGAGAUCGUCUUCGCAGAGGACUUUGCUCUGGACGAGGAGGCGGCAAGGGCGGCGGGGCUACUGGAGCUCAGCGGGGUGGUUCUGCAGCUUGUGCGCAAGUACCGGGCCCUGCGCCUGGAGCGAGAGGAAUAUGUGCUUCUCAAGGCCUUGGCGCUUGCCAACUCUGACUCUGUGCAUAUUGAGGACAUGGCAGCCGUGCAGCGGCUCCGGGACGUGCUACACGAGGCCCUGCUGGAAUACGAAGCGUCGAGGCGCCCCGAGGAGCCCCGCCGGGCCGGCCGCCUCCUCCUCACGCUGCCCCUCCUCCGCCAGACAGCCACCCGCGUCCUCCACCACUUCUACAGCCUCAAACUGGAGGGCAAGGUCCCCAUGCAUAAGCUUUUCCUGGAGAUGCUGGAAGCAAUGAUGGACUGAACGAGGAGGCCGGGAGGGGAGGGCGGGGGACAGGAUUUGGGGAGGGGAGCAAAGUACAGACUGACUGGUUAUCGGGGAUUGUUGUGGGGGGGACGGGACGCGUGCAGAAAUGGAACGGGGGGCCAAAGGCCUGGCUUGGGUUUUUCCCUCCCACACAAUUCCUCCCCCUCCCGGAACCGCUGCUCCUCUGUCUCAUGUUAAAAAAAACGCAUUUCAAUGUAUGCAAAUGUGAUAGCUGCCCAUUGCUUUGCACUGAGGCCGACUUUUUUUCUUUUCUUUUCUGAAGAGAACGGACCCCAUGGGGGAGGCAGAGAAGUU